Messenger RNA from Triplophysa rosa, 1826 nucleotides. RefSeq names its product arginine and glutamate rich 1a (gene arglu1a). Gene Ontology annotation, cellular component: nucleoplasm; mitochondrion. Gene Ontology annotation, molecular function: cadherin binding. Lineage: Eukaryota; Metazoa; Chordata; Actinopteri; Cypriniformes; Nemacheilidae. The transcript is spliced from 4 exons. Bases 217 to 957 code for a protein of 246 amino acids. The record is from RefSeq and is a predicted model, not a curated record.
AAAGGCAGACUCGGGACAGUCGCCAUAUUGUUUGCUUCCGCCGUCUAGGGUAGCAGAAAUCAACAAACAUACAGGCGGAUAUAUGAUUUUACUUCAACAAAUUUAUGUUAGAAACGCUUAACGCUUAGAUAAAACUGCAUUUGGUCGUCGCAUUGAGCAGUAUAUUAAUAAACCUCUCGCAAAUAGUUUAAGUCCGGUUAUAUCAGAGGGCAUAACAUGGGUCGCUCCCGGAGCCGCAGCUCGUCUCGGUCCAAACACUCGAAACACAGCCGCAAGAGGAGCCGCUCCAGAACCAGCAGAUCCAGGGAGCUGAAAAGGAGCAAACAGUCCCGCUCCAGAUCUAGCAGCAGGAGGGAGAGAGGCGCUUUACCACCCGACCGGACCGACAUAUUUGGCCGGACGUUAAGCAAAAGACCUAACGACGAGAAACAGAAGAGAGAAGACGAGGAGAGAAAAGAAGAGAUGGAGAGACAAAGGAAGAUCCGCCAACAGGAGAUUGAAGAGCGUCUGAUCGAGGAGGAGACGGCACGGCGUGUGGAAGAGCUGGUGGCACGACGCGUGGAGGAGGAGCUCGAGAAGCGGCGUGAAGAGAUCGAGCGUGAGGUCCUGCGCCGGGUGGAGGAGGCCAAGCGCAUCAUGGAGGCGCAGCUUUUACAGGAGCUAGAGAGACAGAGGCAGGCCGAACUGAACGCCCAGAAAGCCAGAGAGGAGGAAGAAAAAUCCAAACGAGGGGAACUGGAAAGAAUUUUGGAGGAGAACAACCGAAAGAUUGCUGAGGCACAGGCUAAGCUGUCUGAGGAUCAGCUACGUAUAGUGGAAGAACAAAGGAAGAUCCACGAGGAAAGAAUGAAGCUUGAGCAGGAGAGGCAGAAACAACAGAAAGAGGAGCAGAAAAUCAUAUUGGGGAAGGGCAAGUCCCGACCUCGCCUCUCCUUCACUCUCAAAGCUGCAGAAUGAUUCCUCAUCUUUUCUCCUCUCCUCUCCUCUCCUCGUUGGUUGUGUGCUUCAUGUUGAAGUGAAUCAGUGGGAGUCUCAAAGAGAGGUCUGCUUUGUCCACACAACUGCUCUCUCUUAAACCUGAGGAAGAAAAACCGCUUGAGUCCUCACGCUUCAAAACCGGACUUGCUGGCACCACCAUAGACUUGCAGAUCAUAUUUCGUUUUAUCAGUAUAUCAGCUGUAUAUCGAUAUUUGAAACUGAAUACAUCUCCUUCAGAAACAGGGCUUUCUAUUUUAAUGGAAAACAAAUAACAAUAAGUGUCAAUAACUGCUUCUAUGAGCGGGUGUGGUUAGUUGUCAUUGUUUGGGAGCUCUCUUGAAAAAAAGUUAGUUUAACCAGUGUUUCAAGCUGUUGAAUGUUUGGGGAACUGCACAAAAAUGUUUUUAAAAAGUACAAUUUGGCAGGCAUUUUGUUAAAAUUUUGUACUUGUAAAUGUUUAUUUUGAGAUUUGCUUUUUAGAUUGCGGACUUAACGUAAACCUAAAAAUCUUGAAGAGCUCCCAAACUGCAUUGUAACACAUUGGUUUUUGAUAAACCCCCCUCAGUACUCAAUAUGAAACAUAAAAAGAAGUAUAUGACAGUCCUUUUUCAGCAUUCUCAAUAUAACCAAAUAGGUAAAAAAAAGGUUAGUUACAGUGUGGAAGUCUUGUAAUGUUUAGUGCUCUGUUUGUACCGUAAGGAAAUCGGAAAACACAGGUAAGGCUAGUUAGGGUGUGUGUGCAGGUGAGUUUGUGGUUGUAGAGUAUGCUUGGUCUUGUGGUGAAUUACUCCUUUCCUUGUCAACUAGGACAUUGAUAUGUUCCCCAAUAAAAAGAUAUUGAAUUUGAA